CUUCUCUGAGUCCCUUUGGAAUAUUUAACUUUGGCUUGGAAUAAUGCAACAACAUACUAGACCCAGCCUUGCCUUCUCUAUGCCCCAUUCCUCCCCAAAUGAUUCCAAGAGUGUACACCUAAUCCUGAAUCCUUUGCUGCACUUGCCCUAGUGAAAAUCAAAGGUCUGCAAAGGCCGCGUCAUUCCUGAAUGAGGUUCGGAGUCUGAUGUUUCUGUGGGGGAUUAACAUUAACUACACUGGAGAAGAAUUACAGGAUACAGCCAGUAAGGAGGGAGAGAGAGGGAGGCAGGUGCGAUUCCUUCCACCUAAGCUUCCUGGCCUGGCAGGCAACCUUUCCAGGGUCUUUCAGGCUGCAAGCGACAAAUAGAUGAGGAUUGUGGGUUUCUCACGCGUAGGUGGCAGCGGCAAGUUAACCCCAGGAGAGGUGCCAGUCAGCAGAUAAUUUGCAAACGAAUGUAUUCUCCUCCUCCUCCGAAGAUCUGAGCCUCACGAAAUACACUCUUUUCUUCCUUUUCCUCCCUCCCGCAGUCGAGUCGCCUUCCGUCCUGCUAGGGUCCCCUCCCCGCCCGGGUCCCCUCCCCCGCCCGGGCUCCUCUCUGUCUCCCCCUCCCGGACGGCGUCCUCGCUCCGCUGGGCCCUCCUCGCCACCAGCUUGUGAAUGAGACGCUCAGUUUCUCAAUGGAGUCGCGGGGGGCUCGGGCGGCCGCGGGGCGGCCGCAGCGUUGGCCGUGAGCCAGGAGGGGGGCGCGUUUCCCUCGCUCCCUCUCCGCUCCCUCCCUCUCGCUGCGGCCGCCCGCAAAGAGCCUGCCUGAGGCAGCCGCGCAGGUCGCAGGGCCAGCGUCCGCGAGGACGGCCCGGCUGGGCGGCCCCGAGUGCUGUGGCGCUGUGGAGAAGCGGGAGUGCGGCCGAGGAAGCGGGGCGCCGAGGGGGCCGGCGGCCUUCGUGAAAUUUCCGCCGACCCUUCGCUCCCGGCUCUAAAAGUUCCUGAUUUCCGAUUUCCUUUUAAAUCCCGAGCGGCUGUUAGCUCUUCGCCUGCACUUUUUCUUCCCCAGGAGAUAAGGGGGAGUGUGAGGAAAGGAGCGAAUAAUAUAAAAAAGGAUUUCCUCCCGGAAGAGAGGGGCAGUUCGGAGAAAUUUUUCUUAAAGAAGCAGAAGCGGCGUUUGCGGCUGCUGCGGGCGCCGGGCCCUGGCCGGCCCCACCAUGCUCGAGCCUGCCCGGGGCUGCUGAGGCGCGGGGACGCGGAAGCGGAGGCCGAGCGUGCCGGGCUCCCGCGCUCGCGAGCGAGUUCUGUCCGCCCGGCGGCGGUGGCUGGGGGAUGGAGCCCGCGACCGCGCCCCGGCCCGACAUGGCGCCGGAGCUGACCCCGGAGGAGGAGCAGGCUACCAAGCAGUUUCUCGAAGAGAUUAACAAGUGGACAGUUCAGUACAAUGUUUCCCCGCUGUCUUGGAAUGUGGCUGUCAAGUUCCUCAUGGCAAGGAAGUUUGAUGUGCUCCGUGCCAUAGAAUUGUUCCACUCCUACAGAGAAACGCGAAGGAAGGAAGGCAUUGUGAAGCUGAAACCUCAUGAGGAACCUCUUCGUUCUGAGAUCCUCAGUGGAAAAUUCACCAUCUUAAAUGUUCGGGACCCAACAGGAGCCUCCAUUGCCCUCUUUACUGCCAGGUUGCAUCAUCCCCACAAGUCAGUCCAACAUGUGGUACUUCAGGCUCUGUUUUACUUGCUAGACAGAGCUGUGGAUAGCUUUGAAACUCAGAGGAAUGGACUCGUGUUUAUCUAUGACAUGUGUGGUUCCAAUUAUGCCAACUUUGAGCUGGAUCUUGGCAAGAAAGUCCUAAACCUGCUGAAGGGAGCAUUUCCAGCUCGUUUGAAGAAAGUACUGAUUGUGGGGGCACCCAUAUGGUUCCGAGUGCCCUAUUCCAUCAUCAGCCUCCUCCUGAAGGACAAAGUCCGGGAGAGGAUUCAGAUAUUAAAGACAUCUGAGGUCACGCAGCAUCUGCCCAGGGAGUGUCUUCCAGAAAACCUGGGUGGGUACGUCAAAAUUGAUCUCGCCACUUGGAAUUUCCAGUUCCUACCACAGGUGAACGGCCAUCCAGAUCCCUUCGAUGAGAUCAUCCUGUUCUCCCUCCCUCCUGCCUUAGACUGGGACUCAGUACAUGUUCCAGGUCCCCAUGCUAUGACCAUCCAAGAGUUGGUGGACUAUGUUAACGCCAGGCAAAAGCAAGGAAUCUAUGAGGAAUAUGAAGACAUUCGUCGUGAGAACCCUGUUGGCACUUUCCACUGUUCCAUGUCUCCGGGAAACCUAGAGAAAAACCGUUAUGGGGAUGUACCCUGCCUGGACCAAACUAGAGUGAAGCUAACAAAGCGAAGUGGCCAUACUCAGACAGAUUACAUCAAUGCCAGCUUCAUGGAUGGCUACAAGCAGAAGAAUGCUUACAUUGGCACACAAGGUCCUUUGGAGAAUACCUAUCGUGAUUUCUGGCUCAUGGUAUGGGAGCAAAAAGUCUUGGUGAUUGUCAUGACCACCCGGUGAGUUAAUCCCUUUUUUCCACUGGUCUCCACCUCUACUCUGUCCCCUAAGCAUAGGU
Messenger RNA from Cercocebus atys (sooty mangabey), 2583 nucleotides. It is a transcript of the gene PTPN9, whose product is annotated as protein tyrosine phosphatase, non-receptor type 9. The record is from RefSeq and is a predicted model, not a curated record. Gene Ontology annotation, molecular function: phosphatidylinositol bisphosphate binding; protein tyrosine phosphatase activity. The coding region runs from base 1317 to 2528 and encodes 403 amino acids. NCBI's taxonomy places the organism in Eukaryota, Metazoa, Chordata, Mammalia, Primates, Cercopithecidae. Gene Ontology annotation, cellular component: membrane. The transcript is spliced from 10 exons. Gene Ontology annotation, biological process: protein dephosphorylation.